Molecule: messenger RNA, 1839 nt
Organism: Ylistrum balloti
Lineage: Eukaryota; Metazoa; Mollusca; Bivalvia; Pectinida; Pectinidae
Exons: 3
Coding region: 1-1839 (612 amino acids)
Source: RefSeq, a predicted model, not a curated record
AUGGACUUAGGCUUGUAUGAGCAUUAUGCUAUUUUAGGGAAUGAGGAAUUAACUGGUUACUGGACCCGCAGACAUUUCCGCAGCAAUCUUAUUGAUUGUACUAAUUCUGCAUUUGAAGCCCUAUGCGGAAAUGGGGCCAUAGUAGACGAUAUAACGACAGAUAAAUCUGUAGUUAGGGAUAGAGACAACAUUCAGAUAGGCGAGGACAGAGACGGUAAACAGAUAGGUGAAGAUAGAGACAACAUUCAGAUAGGCGAGGACACAGACGGUAAACCGAUAGGUGAGGAUAGAGACGGUAAACAGAUAGGCGAGGAUAGAGACGGUAAACAGAUAGGCGAGGAUAGAGACGGUAAACAGAUAGGUGAGGAUAGAGACGAUAAACAUAUAGGCGAAAACACAGACGGUAAACAGAUAGGCGAGGAUAGAGACGGUAAACAGAUAGGUGAGGAUAGAAAUGGUAAACAGAUAGGUGAGGAUAGAGACGGAAAACAGAUAGGUGAGGAUACAGACGGUAAACAGAUAGGCGAGAACACAGACGUUAAACAGAUAGACGAGGAUAGAGACGGUAAACAGAUAAGUGAGGAUAGAGACGGUAAACAGAUAGGUGAGGAUAGAGACGGUAAACAGAUAGGUGAGGAUAGAGACGGAAAACAGAUAGGUGAGGAUAGAAAUGGUAAACAGAUAGGUGAGGAUAGAGACGAAAAACAGAUAGGUGAGGAUAGAGACGGUAAACAGAUAGACGAGGAUACAGACGGUAAACAGAUAGGUGAGGAUAGAGGUGGUAAACAGAUAGGCGAGGAUAGAGACGGUAAACAGAUAGGUCAGGAUAAAGACGGUAAACAGAUAGGUGAGGAUAGAGACGGUAAACAGAUAGGUGAGGAUAGAGACGAUAAACAUAUAGGCGAAAACACAGACGGUAAACAGAUAGGCGAGGAUAGAGACGGUAAACAGAUAGGUGAGGAUAGAAAUGGUAAACAGAUAGGUGAGGAUAGAGACGGAAAACAGAUAGGUGAGGAUACAGACGGUAAACAGAUAGGCGAGAACACAGACGUUAAACAGAUAGACGAGGAUAGAGACGGUAAACAGAUAAGUGAGGAUAGAGACGGUAAACAGAUAGGUGAGGAUAGAGACGGUAAACAGAUAGGUGAGGAUAGAGACGGAAAACAGAUAGGUGAGGAUAGAAAUGGUAAACAGAUAGGUGAGGAUAGAGACGAAAAACAGAUAGGUGAGGAUAGAGACGGUAAACAGAUAGACGAGGAUACAGACGGUAAACAGAUAGGUGAGGAUAGAGACGGUAAACAGAUAGGUGAGGAUAGAGACGGUAAACAGAUAGGCGAGAAUAGAGACGGUAAACAGAUAGGUGAGGAUAGAGAUGGUAAACAGAUAGGCGAGGAUAGAGACGGUAAACAGAUAGGUCAGGAUAAAGACGGUGAGGAUAGAGACGGUAAACAGAUAGGCGAGAAUAGAGACGGUAAAAAGAUAGGUGAGGAUAGAGGUGGUAAACAGAUAGGCGAGGAUAGAGACGGUAAACAGAUAGGUCAGGAUAAAGACGGUAAACAGAUAGGUGAGGAUAGAGACGGUAAACAGAUAGGUGAGGAUAGAGACGGUAAACAGAUAGAUGAGGAUAGAGACGGUAAACAGAUAGGUGAGGAUAGAGACGGUAAACAGAUAGGUGAUGAUAGAGACGGUAAACAGAUAGGUGAGGAAAGAGACGGGAAACAGAUAGGCGAGAACACAGACGUUAAACAGUUAGGUCAGAAUAGAGACGGUAAACAGAUAGGUGAGGAUAGAGACAACAUUCAGAUAGGCAAGGACACAGAAAGUAAACAAAUAGGUUAG